Messenger RNA from Sphenostylis stenocarpa, 894 nucleotides. Lineage: Eukaryota; Viridiplantae; Streptophyta; Magnoliopsida; Fabales; Fabaceae. The record is from the annotation of a GenBank genome assembly.
AUGUUGCACUCUCACCACCACCACCUCCUCUUCUCCACUGUUCCUCUCUCACUCACCACUCACCAUCACCACCCUUCAUCACCAUCUCUUCACUUUCUCCACAGACCCUUCUCCCCAACAACUGUUUCAGCCAUUCCUCCUGCUGCAUGGCUUGGUCACCUCACAGCACAAGACGUUGGCCCCAUUGAACUCCCUUUUUCUGCUCCUUUUCCUCUUCCCUUCACAGAUGACCCUUCCACCACUCAGGUUGCUUCCAGUGUGCUUCUCACUGGAGCCAUCACUGUCUUCUUCUUUCGCACCGUCCAACGCCGCAUUAAACGUGCCAAAGAACUGAAAUUUAGGUCUUCAGGGGUGAAGAAGUCAAUGGAUAAGUUGAAGGCUAUGAGGUUAAGUUCCAUAAAAGCUAAGACUCCACCUUCACCUGAUGAAGCAUUGUUAGGGGCAAUUAUAGCAGGUGUCAUUGCUGUUCUUCUCUACAGGUUCACCACUUCUAUUGAGGCUUCUCUCGGUCGCCAAACACUUUCAGAUCAUUUCUCGGUGCGCCAGAUAACCAUCACCAUAAGGACAAUAAUAAAUGGGUUGUGCUAUCUUGCCACAUUUGUCUACGGCAUCAACUCUGUGGGUUUGUUUCUUUAUUCUGGCCAGCUUGCAAUGGACACCAUGGUGGGAGGGCCAAGUGGAAAGAAAACUGAAACCAAAAUCAUUCAGCAGCCAGGCUUAUCAAGCGCAUCAUCAGUUGAGAAUAAUAGUUUUCGACGUGGGUCCUUUGCCAUCAAAAUGUUACGGUUUUUUGGUAAAUUCCCCACACUCUACCUCAUCGUUGAACCUUCCUCUUGGAUUUCCAAGCAAAUCCCAAAACACAAAUGUGGAGGAGUUAAGAGAGAUUGUUCGUGA